Molecule: messenger RNA, 729 nt
Organism: Jaminaea rosea
Lineage: Eukaryota; Fungi; Basidiomycota; Exobasidiomycetes; Microstromatales
Exons: 2
Coding region: 1-729 (242 amino acids)
Source: RefSeq, a predicted model, not a curated record
AUGCCACUCCUCGCCUUCCCUGUGGACGCUACACCGGCCUCGUUCGCAGUAGCAUUGAGUACUCCAUCUGGUGAUCUACCGAAAGAAGUGCAACGCAAGCUGAAGAGACGGGCCGAAUUACAAGGCGAGCUCCUCCUCUGCCGUCUCCGAUUGGCCAUGAACGCGAAGGAAGGCAUGGCUCCAUGGAGGCGCCGUGUGGGCCAAAGCAUCAGGCCAAACACGAUCGCCCUGGCUUUCCCAACCAUGAAGGCUCUGUUCAACGUCACCGGCCAUGAUGGUCGCUCUCUCGUCGCUGGCCGUGCAGGGCGGGACGAUCUCGUCGGCUUCAUUUUCGCCCAGGCUGCGCAAUACAACAACGUUGCCCAGAUGGAGCAGAGCCUGAUCGGUGCUCAGCCCUCGCUCUCGGCCUACCUUCGAGCACCGCUGAGCCACGGAAUGCCCGGCCUGGGGUUGAUGUGGCCUGCCAACUGGCCUGGGAUCGGGGAGUGGGGCAUCACGCUCCGAGAGGCGAAGGACGUCGUGUGGCCCAAGCUGGCCACCAUUGCCAAGCGCAUUCGCGGCAGGGCUGCCUACGGCUGGUACGGACUGUCGCUGAUUGCGACCACAAUCCUUGACAUUGGCGUAAAUGCUGUCGUCCGCAACUCGUUCCCGCGGGACCUGGCCUCCGAGUCUUGGCUGCCAACCAUCAUCCGCUGGGCCGGCGAGAGGCAUUCCCUGACCGUCGAGUAA